UGUAUCUUUCCCCUUAUGCGCUUCUGCUGCUGCUAUCUAUAUUUAACUGUUUAUCUCCUACUUCCUCUGUAAGCUAUAAGCUUUCUUUUCGGAGUUCCUAAGAUUCGAUUCAUCGCGUCAACGAUCUGCUCUCUGCAGGAUCUUCUGAUUCUUCUUCUUGGAUUUUCACUGCAAUUCGAUUAUAUAACACUAGAAAUAUCAUUGUAAUUUGUGGCUAUUCCAAUCUUAUAUAUAAGGGAAACAGCAUGUGGUGGUUGAGUCUGUCAAUCGACGUGUUUCGUAAAGUUAUCUCCUUGAACUUGUAUUGUAGGGUUAUUCUGUAAGUUGUUACCUCAUCAUUCUAAUCCUAGUUUUUGCUUUUGAUAUCGGUCCUUACUGAUUUGUCCAUGGGAACUUGUCAAUUUUUCGUCAUCAGUUGUUGUGUUCAUUGGAUUAGCUGAGAUUGAAAGUCCAAACCACUUUGAGAUCAAAAUUAUUUUGUUAGCUUCUAUUCUAACUUGAGUUAAUAUUUUAUCCUUUUAUAAGUUCAAUCAGCUGUUGAUCUUUAUUUCUAGUUUGGCCAAUUUCUCUCUCUUUCGUCUGCCAUAUCUCGUUCUGUGUGUAGUAUUCUUUGCCUAGAUUAUUGGGUUUAUACGAGGUGGAAAGAAGUUAUGGUGUGCCAAGCAGCAAGUCAAACAAGAUUUCGGGCUUUGAAACAUGAGAAUGGAAUUGCUGGGAGACCAACUAUUAUAGUUAGAGUGAUAGCAUGCUUUCAACCUUUGCAGGAUUGCCAGGCUGAAUAUUUCCGUCACUUGCUUAAACCUGUCACGUAGAUUGUUUCCACGUUUAAGUAAUCACAUCAAGCUGGAAGAUUUGGCUUUCUUUUUUCAUUUUUUGAUUUCGGAAAGUUUUUGAAUAUCACAAGUUUAAGUACAAUCCGUAUCCUGGUGACUGCUUGGGCUGGAUGGUUAAGGACAGCGAUUCUUGGCUUCAUCAGCCGCAGUCUGCUUGGAAUUUGCCCAAUUUGAAAUACAUGAGCACAACGCUGCAGUCUAGGCAACAAAAUGGUUUUCCAUCUUGUAUGGGUCCUGACAUGUAUUCUGCAACUAUGGCUCCUCCAGGGGUUGCAGCUCCUGGUUUACCUGCAUUGAAGACAAUCCAAACAAAAGGAGCUCAGGGGUUUCUUCAUUGUUUGCCUCCUCACUUGGAGAGCUUGCUUUUCACUCCGCACUCAUAUCUGGAAGAAAAACACUCUGCUUCUUAUGGAGUUGGGAUCAAGGCUAUGCCAAAUGCUGUAUCGGGGUGUAAUCAGAAGAGGUUCCUUAUUUUCGAUCAGUCUGGUGAUCAAACAAGAAUGUUCCUUACUCCUCCCAGUGGUCCUGUGCCGAAUCCUGUUUUUACACCUAUAAAACCCACUCAUUUUAGUGAAUUGCGUGACCAAAAACAGGCAGCUAAUGUGGAGGAAAUACCUCUAGUCAAGUCUAUUAUACAAGAAAAAUCAUAUGAGAAUCACGUGCUUGAUGGAAGCGAGCUGCAUGAAGACACAGAAGAAAUUAAUGCCUUACUUUAUUCUGAUGAUGAUGAUAAUGAUGGCAGUGAUGAUGAUGAUGAUGAUGAGGACGAUGAAGUAACUAGCACAGGUCAUUUUCCACUAGAGAUUAAAGGAAUUUACGAGAAACAUGAAUAUGUUGGGGAAAUAAUAGAGGAAGUUGCCAGUUCUGAUGGCCCAACUAAAAGGCAGAGACUCCUUGAUGGUGGGUACAACAAAUCAUUAUUCAUAAACGUUGCAAGUUCAUCGAAACAGGAUAGACCCCGGAGGGAUGGCAAUAACACGGAGACAAGUCGUGUUAAAGGCAGGACCCAAGACAAGGAUACGGGUUCCACCCUAGGCAAUGAGCAGUCAAGGAAGGUUAAAAUAAGCGAGACAUUGAGAGCUCUCAAGAGCAUAGUUCCAGGCAUAAAGAGCGAGGACCCAUUGUUGAUUAUUGAUGAAGCUAUUAUUUCCUUGAAGUGUUUGAAGAACAAGGCCAAAACUUUAGGGUUUUAGCCACCCUUAAGUUGCAGCCCGCCCUUCAAUAGUGGUAUGUUGGUUGGAGGGUGGAAUGAAAAGGGGAAAAUGGGUAGUAUAAGUAAGUCAAGAAGAAUUUCUUGACUUUAAUGAUUGAUGGAUUUGAAAAUAGUACGUUGGGUUUGGCUUUGUGAAGGCCUUUUUCAUCUUUUUGUUACUCUAGACUACUGUGUGUGAUGAGCCAAUAAAGGAAAGGCCUAAUGGAAUGGAUUUGCACUUCAAUUGUGGGGUGUUGAAGAUAAAAAUGGGGCUAUGAUUGUUGACCAGGAAUGAUUAUCUAUUGGCCUUUUGAGGGUUGAAGGAAGUCAUUUAUUUGAAAGCAUGGUGUAGAUAGUGGUGGUCUCUGCUGUAAAUGAGGACUCCUUUUUCCAGCAUUGUUGAUAACCCCUUAAAUCAAGUGCAUGCGCAUUAGGUAACUUGGGUCCCACCCUCCACUCCCUUUGCUUAUUGAUUUUAUGCUUUUAUGAUGUUGUCUCUGUGUGUGUGUGUGUGUGUGUGUGUGUGUGGUAGUGGGGGGACCCUCUCCUCUAGUUGAAUCAUGAAUUGUUGAGAGGCACAUUCAUGAUCAGAUCUUGCCGUAAAGGGUGGUUUGUUUCCAUGUGAAUAUGGAUGUGUAGUAAGUUGUAGUAGGGGUCUACUUUGUGUGGAGCUUUUGGGAGAAAGAAUGUGGAGUUGUGUAUGCAGAUGUGGUGAUGCUAAAGUGGGUAAGAAUGGGUUGAAUGCGUGCUACUUUAUGCUGCUGUUGUGUGUUUGUUAUCCUUUUUUUUUUUUUGUAUUUGUGUAUUUGUGAAAACUGUAUACAUUGUGACUCCUUUAUUGGAUACUACAUGUCAUAUUGUGAUUGUUAUUAAGUGCUUGGGGGACCAAUGUUGAUCA
Molecule: messenger RNA, 2923 nt
Organism: Cornus florida
Lineage: Eukaryota; Viridiplantae; Streptophyta; Magnoliopsida; Cornales; Cornaceae
Product: transcription factor SAC51-like
Exons: 4
Coding region: 944-2026 (360 amino acids)
Source: RefSeq, a predicted model, not a curated record